This is a messenger RNA of Plectropomus leopardus (leopard coralgrouper), 5651 nucleotides long. It is a transcript of the gene sgpp1b, whose product is annotated as sphingosine-1-phosphate phosphatase 1b. NCBI's taxonomy places the organism in Eukaryota, Metazoa, Chordata, Actinopteri, Perciformes, Serranidae. Gene Ontology annotation, molecular function: sphingosine-1-phosphate phosphatase activity. Gene Ontology annotation, biological process: sphingosine metabolic process. Gene Ontology annotation, cellular component: endoplasmic reticulum membrane. The record is from RefSeq and is a predicted model, not a curated record.
GCAUCUGUCAGUCUGAAGAGGCUCCAGCUCCGACAGCGAGUCUCUGAACUCAACCUGGACGCGUACGAUAAAGAACCGACCGACCAAUUUGGUUCGUCUGUUAUCGUCUUAACGGUAACACAUUUUAUCUAAUAAAAACAAAAAUUACUCCCCACUGUCGCAAGUUGUUGUAGUUUAAAACAGUCCGGGGUUCACUCUGCUGUGAUGCACGGGUUAGCCAGCUAACGUUAGCCGGAGAGAGCUAGAACCGUUAGGGGGGAGUAGCGGAGUCCGUGCUCCUUCUUUGAACCGUGUUUGGAGGGGUGAAUAAACCGGACUAAACAUGGAGAAAAGUAACCGUUUUGUAGAGCUGUACCACUAUCUCCAAGACCCACACCUCGUCGCCCGCUUCCAGCGCUUUUGUGGGGUUCACGGGACGUUUUCGAGAACCGUCUGUGCUGGUACCAAGGACCGGACUCACUCUCAGAACAACGGGGCUUGCCAUCACCACAGCGCGGGGAAUGAGGGUGAAAACUUGGCUGUUAUCGGAGCAGGAGAAGGGGAAAUACCAACAAGGAAGAGGGUUAUCGAUUCAGAAGUGGCGAACAUCAGUGAAAAACUCCCCCAAAACGGGGCAGUUGUUUCCACAGCGACUGCAGGCGGGGAGACGGUUGGUUUGGGGAGUAACGGUCGCAGAGUCGCCGGGGCCACCGAACCAGAGCAGCGGGAGAAGGAGAGCGGAGCCCCGGGGUGCAGCACGGUGAAACCCCGCCGGAAGAACUCUCUCACAGGCGACGCCGGGCAGGAGUUUCUCAUCCAGAACCGGUUUUUGUAUUACAUGUUCACUUUCGGGACCGAGCUGGGCAACGAGCUGUUCUACAUCACCUUCUUCCCCUUCGUCAUCUGGAGCAUCGACGCGUUUGUGGGCAGGAGGCUGAUCAUGGUGUGGGUCUGGGUCAUGUACCUGGGGCAGUGCACCAAGGAUGUGCUCGGGUGGUCCCGGCCAGCCUCACCACCUGUGGUCAAAGUGGAAGUGUUUUACAACUCUGAGUACAGCAUGCCGUCCACACACGCCAUGUCGGGCACGGCCAUCCCCUUCUCCCUGUUCUUCAUGACCUACGGCCGCUGGGAGUACUCGUUCACACUUGGCUUCAGCUUGGCUCUCUGCUGGUGUCUGCUGGUCUGUGUCAGCCGAAUCUACAUGGGAAUGCACUCAGUCCUGGACGUCAUUGCCGGCGUCGUCUACAGCUCGCUGAUCCUGCUCUUCUUCCUGCCGGUGAUGGACCUGAUCGACGACUUCAACCUGACCUGCCGCUACGCUCCGCUCAUCAUCAUCUCCCUCCACCUGGGCCUUGGCCUCUUCUCUUUCACCCUGGACACCUGGAGCACCUCGCGGGGCGACACCGCUCAGAUCCUGGGCACAGGUGCCGGCAUCGCUCUGGCUUCCCACGUCAACCACUACCUGGGCCUGAUGCCCGACCCCACGCCGGAUCAACUCCCCUUCACCACGCCCGCCCUCAGCGCCAGCCUGUUUGGCGUCGCCGUGCUGCGGCUCGUACUGGGCGUCCUUGUGCUGAUGACCACACGGGCGCUGAUGAAGACCAUCACCAUCCCGGCGGUGUGCUGGGUGUUCAGGGUGCCCAGCGCGGACGUGAGGAAGGCCCGGCAGCACAUGGAGGUGGAGCUGCCCUACCGCUACAUCGUUUACGGGGCGGUGGGCUUCAACGUGGUCUUCCUGGUGCCGCUGCUCUUCAGCUACAUUCACCUCUCUUGAUUGGAUGUUUUCUGGCUUUAAGCAAUAAAGUGACCAUCUAAAUGUUCACCGAAUGCUGUUAUCAGAUCAGAAUCCUCAUCCAGAGCCCUUUUCUUUACUCCUCUGGCUUCAUCUAAGGCAAAUUAAAGCCGAAAAGCUGAUCUGGAUGCUGACAUGUUCUCAGUUUUUCAGUGUCUCCGAUCGUUGCCUCAGGUUGCCUUCAGGAAAGAUGAACCAAGAGCAGCUGGGAAAUCUUGUAAAUUUGGCCUUGACUGUUAUCAUUUUUACCUGUGGCGAGUGAUAUCUCUGUUCUGUAGAUUUAGAUUUAUUUAAAAUCAAAUCAGAAGGCUCCUCCUGAUCUCAGGACACAUCGGAUCAGAGCCAAACAUCCACUCCUCCAACAGCUUCAUUCAUAUUAACGGUGGCCUCUGAAAGACUAAAAACGCCACUGAGCGCUACUGAAAUGACCUGUGUCUUAGCAUUUACAUUUUAAUUCAUGCUAUUAUUAUUAUUAUUAUUAUUAUUAUUAUUAUUAUUAUUAUUAUUAAGAGUAUAGACAAAGAACCACACAAGCAAGUUUUAGGAGUUUUCCUAGAAAUUUAUAGGCAGGAUGUCAGUGUUGUGUGCACUUGAAGGCGAACUUUUUUAGUGGCUGAAAAGCGUCCGUAAUUCAUUUAAAAUGUCCUGGAUGAGUACUCGACACCGUGCUUGGUGUAGGGCUGCAACUUACAGUUAUUUUCAUCCUCGAUUUAUCUAUAAAAUGUCAGAAAAAAAUGAAAAAUGUCUUGUUUAGUUCAACAGACAGUCCAAAACCAAGUACAUUUUUGGAAGACUGAAUUUUUCCAGCAUUUAAAGCAUCGUGUCGGUGUUGUAUGCACUCGAAGGUGAAGUUACGGCUCCAAAUUGAAUUCACAAAACACUGGCAGUCUUUUACUGUCUGAGAUGUGUUAUGUAAUUUAUUUAAAACCUUGUGGACGAGUACUGAACAAAGUAUUUGAUGUAGGGCUGCUAAAAAAGAUCAUUUUCAUCUUCGAUAAAUCUAUAAAAUGCCAUAAAAUUGAGAAAAUUGUCUUGUUCAGUUCAACCAACAGAAAAACAUGUUAGUGUUGUUCGAACUUAAAGGCAAAGUUUUAUGACUCCACAAUGAAUUCUGCUGCUAAUCUUUUACUGUCUGAAAAGUGUUUUGCAACUUAAAUUUUAGAAAAUAAUGAAAAAUAUCUUCUUCAGUCUGUGCACCAGUCCAUUUAUUUUCAGUUAAAAUGAUAUAAAACAGAGAAAAACAGCAAAUCAAACAUUUUAGAAGCUGCAACCAGACAAUGUUUGGACUUUUCGAGUGAAAAAAGUAAAUUAAUGAAUUGCAAUGCAGAUACAUUUUUGGUUGAUUAUUGUUUCGACUCAAGUUCAGUGUAUAAACUUUGUGUGGUUCUUUGUCAGAAAGCUUCUUAAUAAUGAAUAUUUAAUCUUCCCCUGCUCUGUCUCGCCUCUCAAAGCAAUAAGAUUUUUUUACUUCCUUGCUCCUGCGGAGUUUGUCCUGAUGGAGAGACGUUUCACCCGCGGAGCGGACGCCCCCCUGUGGUUUCAAGAACUUGAUUUUGAGGCGUAUUUUCUAAAAGGGCUCCCCCCACUCUGUCUGCUCUGUUUACGGCUUUUGUCUUUAUUCGGACAGUUUCUCGUCUGUUCUGAGACUGAUCGUUUUCCUGCUGGAGAAAAGCAACGACCGGGCACAUACUGUCUGAUCCAGAGGGAAAGGAAGGAAGCUUUUAGUAUUUUUUUUGAUAGGAUGACGGGAAUCUGUCCACUUGGCUCAGCUUUUUUUAUUUUUAUUACACUGUAAACUGACUUCCUGUCAGAGAUGCUCGUGAUGGCAUCCACUUCCUGUGCAGAGGAGAGUUUAUCUGGAGGGAGGAGGCGGGGGAGAUAACGCUGCUCUCAGGAGGGAAGACGCGUGGAGGGUCAACGGGAGGUCAUGAUGACAAAGGGAGGUCAGUACAGCUCAGGCAAAGAAAUUACAUUAUUUUAAGUUAAGUUUUGUAGCUUUUUCAUGGGAUAAAACAGACGGAUUUUAAAAUUAAGUGGGAAUAUUUCGGGAAAAAAAUCAAAAGUUAUGAGAAAAAGGUCAUCAUUUUUAGAAUGGGCUUAAAAUUUACACCAAAAGUUGUAUUUUGAGAAAAAACUAUACAUUGUAGUAAACAGGUGAAAGCAGCCCGUCAGCUUUUACAGGUCAGUUAAUUAUAUUCUCAAAAAUGUUUUACUUUUUCCUCGAAAUAUUGAGACCUUUCUUUCUCAUAGAUUUUUGACUUUAUUUUAUAAAUAUUACAACUAUAUUUUAUCUCGAAAUAUAUAAACUUCAAUCUUGGCAUCUUGUUUUGCCCCCAACAUUAAUAACUUUUUAGUCAUAAAACAGUCAAAUAUUAUAUCUUACUUUUUCCAGUUCAGCUUCUCAAAUACUCUAAAUUUUCUAAAACAUUUUUAUAAAACUUAAUCUGGUUCGUUUCCACAUCGCAGCAGUGAGAGAAAAAUAAGUUUGGCUAAAAGUUCAGCUUGCAGAAACUUGAAACAUCAUGUUUCUGUUUUGCUGUUGAAAAAUAGCAAUAUUGGACUUUAUAGAUUUUUAUGUCAAAUGUAUGAAUUUUAAAUGAUCGUAGCUCAGUCAGUGUUUCUGUGUCUGAAUCAACGGCCUGCUGAAAAACAAAAGAAUCAGACCUGAGCAGAGACAAGGGGCCAGAUGUGUUAAGGAUGCAUAUAAAUAGUUUUGAUAAAUAGUUUUUGAUAGGAGUUUAGGGUUAGACGUCUGCAGAGCAAUUUGAGAUUUGACAACCAGGAUUUUUAGCAGUUAGACUUAAAAACAGACUCAGCGUCCACAUGGACUUUGACUCCAGCUUUCUCUCCUCCUGUCGUCCUCCCACACAGCAGCUGAAUAAACCGCUCAGACGCUGAGCAGCGCUUUAACCUUCAGUGUCGCUUCAGCGAUCGACGACUGUAAGAUCAGACCAGUCUUUCCCCUUGUGCCUGCUUUACAUUUUAUUCAGAUUAUAUAGAUAUUACGGCGCUGCUGCUGUUGGAGAAAAAAGUGUAAAUUGUAUGCUUUUUAUUUUGGAUCGAAGAUUUUUUUUUUUUACUCAUGGACACUGAUAUGUUUUCUCAAAACCUUAAAAAAACAUUUAGUCAAGCAGCAAUAAACAGAAGACCAUUGCCAUUUUUAGUUACGUGUGUUACGGCAGCCGAAGCACCACAGUGUCCUUAUGAGACGUGCUCAUCAGUUAGUAAACCGCUCAGAAAAUAGGGCUUACAAUUCUGUAAAGAGAAGAUAAGUGCUCUUUUUUGUGUUUGUUUAAGAAAGACUGAAAAAAAUACAACACAGCGUUCACUUAACAGCUUUUUCCUGGAACUGUAAGGACUGAUGAGGACCAAGAGAUCUGGCCCAAAGUGAAUCCGGACCGAUCCUGGAUGUUUGAGGUUUAAAGAACUGCGACCAAAAUAUUCAUUUCUCAGCACUCAAACAUUUGACAAAAACGAUCUCUCCAGAGAGGCGUCUCAUGUUUGUUGUGGAGUUUUCAGUCAGAUCACACGAUCUUCCUCUGCAGAUAAAUUUGCUCAGUUUUCAGUGAUUUUUUAUUUUUUUUCCUGAUCACUUUUAAGAACCUCUCAUCCAUGUUAGCUUCUUGAUUUUGGAAAAAACAGCUGACAAAGAAGUCUCACCACAAGGUCCGUUGAUUCGAUCAAAAGCUUCAGGACGCUAAAAUCACCAUGUGGGUUUAUUUUCCUUCAAAUCAAGAUUGAACUUUAGAUAUCUAAAAUAUGCUUUUGGAAUUUGUGUUGAAUUUUUUUUAACUUAUUGGCCAACAUAUAUGUGGAUUCAGUAUAUCUGUGAUAAAUGAAUACUGACUGGUUGAAACCUUGGAUAAAGCUAGUGAGUGGA